Theileria parva strain Muguga is the source of this 1058-nucleotide messenger RNA. Its product is annotated as SVSP family protein. Lineage: Eukaryota; Apicomplexa; Aconoidasida; Piroplasmida; Theileriidae. The coding region runs from base 6 to 1058 and encodes 350 amino acids. The record is from RefSeq and is a predicted model, not a curated record. The transcript has a single exon.
UUUCAAUGAAUAAAUGCGUAAGUUAUACAUAUCUACUAAUAUUCGUAUUAGUUUCACAUACACAUUGUGCAGAUAAACAAAAUAAACAAUCAUCCAACAAGGGUCUGGGCUUAGUAUCAUAUACUGACAGUGAAGAAGAUGAUAAUUUUGAUGUGACUGAAACUACCGAGGGAGAACAAGUAACUCAAACCCCAAUACCAAAACAACCUAGUGAGGAAAAAAGUGGAGAUCGACCUGUUCAAUCGGCUCCUGUAACUUAUCCUGGAAUUCCAUAUCCAAGUUCAAGUUAUCAAUCAUAUCAACCACCUCAACAAAUUCCUUAUGUUUCAUAUCAACAAUUUUAUCAAGGAUAUCUUCCUCAAGCGCAAGAAAGAGUACAAUCUACGCAGUAUUAUGCACAACAAACUAAAGAACCUAGUCAAAAACAAGCUAUAUCGCAAGAAACUAAACCAGUAAAAUUAUGUGAAAAAAUAACAUUCUUUAAAAAGACCCCCGAAGGUAAAUUAACUGAAAUGACUGGAGAAGACUACACGAUUGUAGAAAACAGCGUGAAUAAAGUGAAAUAUAUCCUCAAAUCAAACCUUGAGCAAUUGGUUUGUGAUGGUGAGGUAAUUUAUUAUCAUCCAGAAAGUAGAGAACACUACAGUGAAUUAAGUUAUAAUAAGCUUGAAAACAACUUUUUCUUUGUAAGUCCAAGAGGAUAUAUAUUAAUCAAAAAUGUUAAAGGUACAUGGAGAAUAAGUAGACGCCAAGUUGGUGAGUAUGUUGAAUUCUAUACAAAAGAUUCAAUGGGAAAGAAUACUUUAAUAACUAAAGAUAAUUAUCGCAUUGAAUUUACAGACUUUGGAUCUAUUAGAUAUAAGCUUGCUCCUGGAGUAAAAUGCACAAAAAUUAUAUAUAAAUCCUUGAAAGUUUGGGAGAAAACUCCUAGUGACGGUUAUCCAAUUGGGUUAAGUUUUGUUAGUGGAAAUAGUAUUACAAUUUAUUUCAAUAAAUAUUAUUCUGUAUUUCGAAAAGGAGGUUCAAAAUUUACGUUAUUCCUUUCCAAGAGAAAAUAA